Messenger RNA from Bombus impatiens (common eastern bumble bee), 1419 nucleotides. RefSeq lists its product as uncharacterized. The transcript is spliced from 2 exons. NCBI's taxonomy places the organism in Eukaryota, Metazoa, Arthropoda, Insecta, Hymenoptera, Apidae. The record is from RefSeq and is a predicted model, not a curated record. Bases 697 to 1263 code for a protein of 188 amino acids.
CAUAGGAUAGAAACCACUGGAAAUCCUAAUUUCUAACAUUUCUGAAUAAAGAAUUUCUAUAAUACAUUCAUCCACGCGCUAGCUCUCUCUAUUCCAAAAUAUAAAAAAACCUCAACAUUUUUAAUUUAUAAUCGACGACGAGCUAUACGUAAGAAGUGCGUAAUUAGAAAAAAACAAGAAUUAAUCACGAAGUACCUUCAAUCUCACAGUGGCUCUAGAAAUUACACGCACAACCUCUUAUCUUUCAAUGAAGCGUUUUUUAAAUCAGUGCCUUAAAUGGCACGUAAUUUAACAUAAUCAGGCUCGAUUAACUAAAAUAUAAAUGCUACAAUAAACGGUGUGCCACGUGUGUUCUAUCCACUGUGUGUUGCUUUAGCGUUAACAUUACCGAUACAUCAGGCUCAAGAGUGGUUCAACGUCUCGCUAGUGCUGGGAAUAUGAGAAAGGCCCGUUCAAAUUUGAUAAAUAAAACAUCGUAGCGCGAUAUAACGCGGAACGUGGAGCUCAUAUCGUCUGGACGGAGCUGUAUUUUAUUCGAGACACGUGACUCUGUAGCCAUCAGAGUCGCAAAUACAUAUCCCGGGCAAAGUCCUAGGAAUGCCAGGCUUUCGGUGUCCCGCCAAAGGAUAAGGGCUGUCUACGUGUCCGCGGUGGUCGAGUGAAAGUCGUGUGGACGGCCGAAGCAGGCUCGUGACCAUGGCACAAAGGGGUAGAAACACGACUGUGUGUCGUCGAGUUGCGUUUACCAAAGCUGAAGUUAAAUUACGCGUGAGACGCUUUGACUCGUGCUGCAGCGGCCCGUGUCACGUUUCUUGCAUCAAACAACGAGGAGAAAGCAAGAAGAAACCAAGAAAUGAAAGAAAGAAAUGGACAGAGAGCGCAGGCACAGGAAGAGGCUUGAGAGAAGAGAAAGAAACGAGGGAAGAAAAAGAUGAGAGCAGGCACAAACAGAUUGAAGAACCUAGAGAGACAGACAGACAGACAGACAGAGAAUACAGAGAAAGAAAGACAGAGGAUGAAACAGGAGAAAAAGGAGGACGACCAGCCACAAAAGUUAGAAGCCAGGGCGAAAUUCUUUGUCGGAUCUUAAGCAUUGUCGCCGGUGCAUCUGGCUUUUUCAACGCGCGAGAUAACGAACAGACACUACGGUUCUCCGUGCAUUGUCAGCACAAGCCAAGCUUAUAUAACGUAAAUACGAUACGCGAAGAAUGGCAAGAGACGCGCGCGACUAACAGCGAAGGCAAAGCAGGUGUAUCUGGGUGAUUCAGCGGGAUGGUCGUAUUAGUCUACUUGGAUAACGCGAGUUCUGAAGAGCUGCAUACAUAUUAAAUCUGCUCUCUGGUAAAAUCAAUUAUUUCAGGAUAUUGUCAAUUACUUGGAGUAGUUGUCAGUUACUGUUUCUUCUGCUGCUUCAUUAUA